This is a messenger RNA of Geodia barretti, 1523 nucleotides long. NCBI's taxonomy places the organism in Eukaryota, Metazoa, Porifera, Demospongiae, Tetractinellida, Geodiidae. The record is from the annotation of a GenBank genome assembly.
CUGCAGGUCACAUCUCCAGUGGCCCAUUGUCUGAAGCUGGCUCUCCAGACACAUGUACACAUCUCUUAGGAACAGAACUGAGUCUAUAUCUGCCUUCCUAACACUCAGACCAGUGCUCGACCACUGAUUGUGGCUCGGAGCUUUGGUCCCUGAUGGUCCUACGGUGGUACAUAUACGGUCCGGUGUGGUCUGGUAGAGAAUGUGGAAUGAAGUAUUGGGUUCUGCCAGUUCCCAUUCUAUUGCAGUUGGAAUGGAACCUGGACUAGAAUCCACGGAAUGUGAAUUACGAUGUCUCAGUGUUAGGAGAUUGGCCAGCCAUGUUGCUGAAGUCAGAACGACUCCUUGCCUCACAAACCCACUGCCUCCACACAAGGUAGCCUCUCCUUCUCCUCCUGCUUGCCUCCGUAUCCCUCUCCCUCCUGCUGCUUCUGUGGUCUGGGAGGGUUGGAGAGAAUACCCGGGAGCUAUAGCCGUGAUUAGCACAGAAUCAGUAGCUUUCAGACUACUGGCAGCACUCAUUAUUUUGCUCUAGCUAGCUGGCUUGCAGUUCGUCGGGAGCUAUCGGUGGGAGGAGCUCAAUAUAGGUGUGGCUAAACUAUUGCACUUUGACCUCCGCUGUGUACUUCUGGGUGUGUUUGUGCUCGCUUGUCUCUUCAAGCUACUGACUUUACCUGGCUCAUAUAGGACUAGAAUGGCUGAGGGAGGGGAGUCGAUGGGAAAGUUCGGAGCGGCGGUAGGAUCAGGAGCGGCCAAACUCGGCAAGAAGGCGGCUCAGUCUGAGGCCGGUAGGUCUGCUGGGCGAGCCGCCAUCUCCGGAGCGGCAGAUGGCGUGAAGGACGACCUCACCAACCGCUAUUUGGGAGAAGGUGGAAGCAGAGAGUCCUCUCCUGUGGCUGCCCCACCCCCGCAGCCCAAACCUUCCGCCAAACCCUCCUCCUCCUCCACCUCCUCCUCUUCCUCCCCCUCCUCCAGUCAACCCCACCACCAGGCAACAGCAGCAGCUCCUUCCUCGUUCCAUUCGGACCACCGCCCGCCCAAACCCUCCCUCCUCAACAAGUUUAGACCUCACAUCAACAAGACCUCCUCCAAGCCAGCACGGAGACCUGUUCGUCAAUCCAGCCGUAAGGAGAGAGUCUACAAGUACAACCUCUCCAAGGAGGCAAACUGGGAGGAAAAGUUGAAGGUGCAGACACUGUACAACUUCAAGUCGGGCCAACGGAGCGACCUUGAGUUCCGGAAGGGACAGAUCAUAGAGGUUCUGACCAGGACGGACAACCAGUUUGACUGGUGGGAGGGCAAGUUGGAGGACCGUGUGGGGAUCUUCCCUGCCAACUAUGUCAAGAUCAUGAGAGACUGAUGUAUAAUUAUACACACACAUUGGACUAUUGCUUGUGUGCAUGUGUGUGUAGUGUGUAGUGCACAGCGAGUGAAGCCUCAAACCUCUGAAUAAGAGACCCUGGGACAUUGUCCUUUAUUCAGAGGCGUUCUUCAUUCAGUUCUUACUUUAUAUAAAUCAUAGACAA